Molecule: messenger RNA, 1332 nt
Organism: Mytilus trossulus (common blue mussel)
Lineage: Eukaryota; Metazoa; Mollusca; Bivalvia; Mytilida; Mytilidae
Product: leucine-rich repeat and immunoglobulin-like domain-containing nogo receptor-interacting protein 1-B
Exons: 2
Coding region: 117-1121 (334 amino acids)
Source: RefSeq, a predicted model, not a curated record
CAGGAAAUUGCUGGUUUGAUAAUUGUUGUAAUUCACAUUACCAAAUUAUUAUUAUGUGAUCUUAUUUCAAAUGCAUCUCAUUUCCUGAUUUUUCAUUGAACAAGUCUAAAAACAAAAUGAAACUCCUCUUUUUUCUCGCCACCAUAGAAAUUGUUGCAAUUGGAAGUCAGAAUCCAGAUGGGUGUCCAAUUACCUGCAAAUGCUCCCAUGACAAAAAAGUGAUUUGUAUAGGACUAGAUAGAUUUCCUACAGGUUUGCCAGACGAUAUGAAAGAUAUUGUUUUUCGUGAUUCGUCGUUCAACAAUUUCGAGAAAAAUACUUUUCAAACAUUCCAGAAUUUGAAAACCAUAACUUUUAUCAAUUCGAAUUUUACAUAUAUACACCCAUGUUCAAUAUCAGACUUGAGUAAUCUGACAAAACUAGAAUUUUCAAAUGUGAGGAUUGAUCAAAUUGAAACACAUGGAUUUUCUCACCUCUCACAAAUAAAGGAAAUAGUAAUGAAAAACGUGCUUGUCCAAAGAAUGCAUAAAUACGCUUUCAAUAAUAUAAAACACGUGGACAAGUUUGUGAUGAAAUUUUUCACUGCUGCUAAUAUGGAGAACUGUGUAUUCCAUGACUGGUCAAAUAUGAAACUAGUGCAGCUAAAAAAAGUCCAAGUACUGAACAUGAACUCAAUACCCUUCAAGAAGUUUGAUGCAAUCGAUCAGUUUGAAAUAACCGAAUGUACCUUUCCGUCAUCAAUGUGUGGACUUAAAGACAUCUUGCGAAAUCCAUCUGUAAAGAAUAUUAAAUUACAUCAAAAUGCAAUUAACUGUUCGUGUAAUACGAAAUGGAUUUUUGAAGUCGGUCGAAGUGCAAAAGAUUUAAGACUAGCGAAUAACACUUGCUCAUUGAACUCGCGAUCACAGUUAGCAACGAAAGAAGUUUUAUCUAUUGACAAAAACCUUUUCUGUAAGACAGACGAAAUUUCUGAAUGUGGUGACGGAACAUAUAAAACAAGGACACCAAGUUGUCAAGAAUUUCCCAACGAAUUCCACAACGCCGGCACACACAGACACGUUCACAUGUCUACUUUGUGUUUCGUUGCGGUUCUUUCAGUAGCCUUAAAACUGAAAGGAUAAUUCCAUAAACAAUAUUUAACUAACAGUGUACAAUAUUAAACUCCGACAACUUAACUUUGAAAAAGUCAGAAGAAAUGGAAUAAAACAAUUAAUAUACAUCUGAUAUGGUUCAGAAACGUUUAAUUAAAUAUCCAAUUGCAAACCGUUCAGGUUAUAUGAUUUUGUUUUUAAACAGUCUAUUAUUUGCUUUAAUAAACAUUUACACGAUUAA